AUGCCUACUACUAUCGAUAACCAUUUAAUUCCUGCCUCACUCAAGUUGAAAACAGGUCAAAUUUUUCAUGGGACUUCCUUUGGUGCGCCUAUCUCAACUUUUGGUGAAGCUGUUUUCACAACAUCCGUUGUUGGCUAUCCGGAGUCUAUGACAGAUCCCUCUUAUACUGGUCAAAUUCUGGUGUUUACUCAACCUCUCAUUGGUAAUUAUGGUGUACCAGGCCAAGAGACGGACGAGUUUGGCCUUUACAAGUAUUUUGAGUCAGGUACCAUUCAAGUCCAGGGUAUCGUUGUGAACGAUUAUGCUACCGAAUAUUCUCACUGGACUGCUGUAGAAUCUCUUGGUCAAUGGUGUACUCGCCACAAUAUCCCAGCCAUUUCUGGUGUAGAUACUCGUGCUUUAACUCAACUUUUGCGUGAUCAAGGCUCUACCUUGGCACAGUUAUGUGUCGGUGAGAAAGCUUAUCUAAAUGAUAUAAACUCUUUGUCGUUCCCGAAUCCCAAUGAAGAGAACCUCGUUGCUAAAGUGUCUACCAAAGUACCUAUUACUUACAACAGUAAAGGUGAUGUCAAGAUUGCUGUGAUUGAUUGCGGCGUUAAACACAAUAUUUUGCGUUGUUUAGCUAAACGAGGGGCAGCCAUCACUGUAUUACCUCAUAAUUAUGACUUCAUUUCGGUUGCUGACAAAUUUGAUGGCAUUUUCAUUUCAAAUGGCCCCGGUUCACCCACUACUUGUGUCGAAACAAUCAAGCAUCUUAAGACUGCUAUAGAAACUGUUAAGAAGCCUAUAUUCGGUAUCUGUAUGGGUAACCUUUUGUUGGGUAUUGCCGCUGGACUCCAAGUGUACAAGUUGCCUUUUGGUAACCGUGGACACAAUCAACCUGCUCUUCAUGUUGAUACUGCAAAAUGCUAUAUCACUUCACAAAAUCAUGGUUAUGCUCUCAAUGAUCAGUCUAUGCCUCAAGGAUGGAAGCGUAUGUUUGUCAAUGCUAAUGAUAGCUCUAAUGAAGGUAUUCAGCACGAAACUAAACCCAUCUUCUCUGUUCAAUUCCAUCCCGAGGCUAAAGGUGGCCCUCAAGAUACUGUGUAUCUGUUUGACGAGUUCUUGAGAGAGGUGCGCUCACAUAAAAGUGACGAAGAGCCUGUCUGCGUUCAUAUUGAAGAUGUUCACAAAGCUACUAUCAAGACCUCAGCUUAA
This is a messenger RNA of Mycotypha africana, 1197 nucleotides long. Its product is annotated as small subunit of carbamoyl-phosphate synthase. The transcript has a single exon. NCBI's taxonomy places the organism in Eukaryota, Fungi, Mucoromycota, Mucoromycetes, Mucorales, Mycotyphaceae. Gene Ontology annotation, cellular component: cytoplasm; carbamoyl-phosphate synthase complex. Bases 1 to 1197 code for a protein of 398 amino acids. Gene Ontology annotation, molecular function: carbamoyl-phosphate synthase (glutamine-hydrolyzing) activity. Gene Ontology annotation, biological process: L-glutamine metabolic process; 'de novo' pyrimidine nucleobase biosynthetic process; L-arginine biosynthetic process. The record is from RefSeq and is a predicted model, not a curated record.